This is a messenger RNA of Ceraceosorus bombacis, 630 nucleotides long. Lineage: Eukaryota; Fungi; Basidiomycota; Exobasidiomycetes; Ceraceosorales; Ceraceosoraceae. The record is from the annotation of a GenBank genome assembly.
AUGUCAGAGGUGAGCGAGAGCGUGCAUCUGUCAAUGAGGCGAGCGAUGCAAAGGGGGCAGCCGAGUCGAGCACGCCCAGACGAAGAGCGAGGCGAUCGACUGUCUCCUCUCAGUGUGCUUACGCUAAUGACCCCUGACCACUUCAACAGCACGAGUACAGAUUCAAUGUCGCCAUGUCUUGCGGAGGCUGCAGCGGGGCGGUCACUCGAGUACUCUCCAAGCUUGAAGGUGCGUGGCACAGGUAGGAUCGCAGGUGGCUGCGUGUGUGCUGUGCAAGGACCGAAGGCCCUGAGGAAAGGCUGUUCUGGGCAGACUACUUGCUACGCCCAAAAAAAGUCCUCCAGAAUCUGGCGUGGUAUGCCCAUUGAGCGCAAGAUCGUUCUAUGCGACAUGCGAUUCAAGCAUUAAGCGGGCUGCCCUGGCGAUGCAUCCUCGUUUCGUGCCAUUCGCAAGCCCAAGACUGACGUCGCGACAUCUCUCGCAUGCAUGAAUGCCACAGGCGUCUCCUCUUUUGAUGUAUCCUUGGAGACUCAGACUGUAGUGGUCAAGGGUACUGCUCCUUACGACACCGUUUUGGAAAAGAUCAAAAAGACGGGCAAGGAGGUCAGAGAGGGUCAAGUGGUAGCAUAG